Messenger RNA from Frankliniella occidentalis (western flower thrips), 2881 nucleotides. RefSeq names its product glycogenin-1 (gene Gyg). The record is from RefSeq and is a predicted model, not a curated record. Gene Ontology annotation, cellular component: cytoplasm. NCBI's taxonomy places the organism in Eukaryota, Metazoa, Arthropoda, Insecta, Thysanoptera, Thripidae. The coding region runs from base 174 to 2129 and encodes 651 amino acids. Gene Ontology annotation, molecular function: glycosyltransferase activity. The transcript is spliced from 9 exons.
CUCGGCCGCGGAGGAGGUUAGUGCGCAAGAGAGGAGGAGCCGAGCGAGAGCGACAGCGACAAGAAGGCGCACGGGGCGAGUGGUAGGACCGGUUCCUCGCCGUCCACGUUUGUUCACUGCGAUACUCGCGGUGCAAGACGAUAACAUAAUCUGGAACAAAAACUCGGGGCACAAUGGGAGGUUUUGCGUGGGUGACACUUGCCACCAAUGAUUCUUAUUCUUUAGGAGCACUAGUCCUCGCACAUUCUUUGCGCAGAGUGGGCACUGCACACCAGCUGGCUGUGCUUAUCACCCCAGGAGUAACACCCUCUAUGAGGGAGAAGCUUGGAGCUGUCUUUGACUCUGUGACUGAAGUAAAUGUGCUGGACUCACGAGAUGCUGCAAAUCUUGCUCUCUUGGCGAGGCCUGACCUGGGAAUUACCUUCACAAAACUGCACUGCUGGCGCCUAACUCAGUAUGACAAAUGCUGCUUUCUUGAUGCUGACACAUUGGUUGUUCAAAACUGUGAUGAACUUUCGGAACGAGAGGAGCUCUCUGCGGCACCUGAUGUUGGCUGGCCAGACUGCUUCAACUCUGGAGUUUUUGUAUUUAAACCAUCCUUGGACACAUUUAAGUCUUUAAUGGAUUUUGCUUUACAAUUUGGAAGCUUUGAUGGUGGUGAUCAGGGCUUAUUAAACCUAUACUUCAAGGACUGGGCACACAAAGACAUCAGUAAACACCUGCCUUUUAUUUACAAUAUGUGUUCAACAGCAUGUUACUCUUACUUGCCUGCGUUUAAGCAGUUUGGCUCUAAUGCUAAAAUUGUUCACUUUAUUGGAGCCUCCAAACCUUGGAUUUGCCAUCUGGACUCAGAGUCUAGAUCUGUGCAAGCUCCUGGGGAGUUUAACCACGUGAAAGGCCUAUUGCAGUAUUGGUGGGAUGUUUUCUGUCAAGAUGUCCAUUCAAAUCUAUCGCCAGCUAUGCACGUUGACUACAGCUUCUUCCAGUCUCCGCACACUCACCCUGCACAUCAUGAACUAGGCCCUACCCUGCCCACCCACAAACCAACUGCGAACACGUUUGUUGAUCCCUGGGAGAAUUAUGUUGAAAGAUAUCAGCAAGAAGUUCAAAUGCAAAAGCAAAAGGAAGACUGGCUUGUUAUAUUGAGUCAGGAUGAAAGACAACGUGGUUGUGAGCAAGCUCAGAGUACUGAAAGUCAUGAGAUGCAUGAUGAACAUUUCUGGAAAAGCAGCUAUGAUGCUUCAAAUACUGACUUCAAAAAUCAGAGUACUGCAGGUGAUACUUCUAAUAAUUAUAGUAAUUAUCACUAUGAAAGUGAUCAUGGAUCCAAUUGGUCAAGCCAGGGAUAUGAACAUGCUGAAAGACCUCCAGAGGAACAUUCUGGACAUUCUACUGCUCAUGAAUAUCCUCCCCCUUCACAUUCCCCUCCCUCUAACCAUAACAACGACCAUAGCUCCCAAGGGCAAGUGGACAACAAUGAUUCUGCUGGUUUGGCAGGAGCCUUAGCCAAUCUCACUCUUGGAGAACCUCGCUCAGCUGAACAGACUGCCCUGGAAGAUCAGUGGCGACGCCAGGCCUGGGAACAGGGUCACAUCGACUACAUGGGUCGGGACUCAUUCGACAACAUCUGGAAGAGAGUGCAAGAAAGCUUAGGAGAGACGCCGGCGGCUGCACCUGCAGAUGUGGCGGUGGCCAUUCCAGCUGCAGCGGUCGCCCCAGUGCCAGCACCUGCCCCAGCGCCGGCACCUGCACCUGCACCAGCGCCGGCACCUGCACCAGCGCCGGCACCUACACCUGCACCUACACCUGCACCUACAUCUGCACCAGCCCUAGCGUCGGCACCUGUUGCAGCCCCUGCACCUGUGCCCGCUUCUCCACCCACCCCUACAGUAACGUCGGCCACACCCCCUACGUCACCCCCGGUGAGCGGCCCCCCUCAGCCGCAGCCCUCCCCCGAGGCCCUGAAGGUGGACCCGUCUCCUCCCGGCACUCCUCCCGUCGGCAGCCCGCAGGAGGCCCAGGGCUCUGAGCCCCUCGACCCCAACGCCCCCGUCCCGCCCAAGAGGAAAGGAUCGGGACCCUCUAAGGGUAGCACUAGUGAAUCUGGCUCCUACUGUAGCCUUGCUUAAGUCAUCACAUCCUGCAUCGACUGAUCACUAUCCUAGUCUACAAGUAUUUUGUUUAAGACAUUUUAAAAGUUACUGCCAUAUUUUCUCCUCCCUGUGCAAGUAGUCAUUAAUUCAAAUGUGCCAAAUGAGUGCCAUAUUUUGAAUCUCAAGUUCCUUCCUUUUCCUACCUAAUCAUCUCUGGUAGUUUAUUAAAUGUGGCGCUCCCAAUGAGCAUUGCUGAUUUGAGUGUGGUUUUUAAUGCUGCUCAUGGUUGUCAUAUUUUUGUAAUUGUUACAUUGCUCUAUAGAUUUUAUUAAAAUUCGUUAUCGGUGUUUUAUGUGGCCAUAAUUGUAGUAGAUAUAUUGUUUUGUAUGAAUUUUAUAUUUUAAGAAAAUUGUAUUGAUCAUUGUUGUUUCUUACAAAUUUUAAGGAAAUGUUUAUAAUUUUGGAACUCAAUUGACUGAUGGUGAGCUUCUUAUUGUGUAACUGGAGCCUGUGUUUCAAAUUUUCUACUUAUUGUGCCAUCUUUAAUGCAUAUGUAUUUCUUUAAGCUUCAUAGAUUUGUUUUAUUAUUUGUGUUGGCAUUGCCCAGGCCAGUUGAACCAUAAAUGACUGGCCACAAUAAAUGAUACUUCUCUUGCCUUCCACACUUGUAACGCUUACUUUGUCUAGAGUCUAGUCUGUUAAUCAUGCGACAAUAACAAUAGCGUAUGUGGGGAAGGACCUUUGUAUUCAAUCAUCAAAUAAAGUUAUCAUGAUGUCAAGUAUGUGAA